AAUUAAUAGAAGAGUUCCCUCUCCAUUUCUCUCCCUCCGUGGAAAAUGGAAUUAGGUGCAGGAAUUUUUUGUCCUUGCCAGCAUAUUAGAAGCUCAUACAGGGAAAACAUAAAUAACCCUUUAUAACACGCAGAUUUGAUAUAUAUCUACUUUGCUGAAGGUCUUGUAAUUCUAGAGGCAUUUACGGAAGGUGGAGUUUGACUUUUUUGGAAAAAAGUUGUCAGCUGUGGAGGUUACGGAAGGUCAAGUUUUUGAAUGAUUAGAGUUUCUGUUACCUCUACAACACUGCAUGUUUGUUGUAGGCUUUUAAUUGAGACUUUCUCUUGGGGUUUCCAUCACCGAAUGGAAUUGGAUCUUUCAUCUCAGAUCAACUCACUCUUGCUGGGUUUUGAUUGGUUUGAGUGGUUUUCUAAUUCUAUGUGGGAAAAGUUUGAUUUUUCUUGAUUCAACCCUUCAAUUGUUGUUGAUGGGUCUGAGGAAAUCUAGUUCCUGUGGUUCUGUGAUUAGUCUGAGAAGGUUGUUUGGGGACCACCCUUUUGGAUUUGAGGCUUGUUCUCAGAUAGGUAGUGGAUAAAGUGAUUUUGUAAGUGCAAGGUGUUUCUAGUUUUCUUCUGAAGGUUUUGGGGAAUAACAUGGAUGAGGAUAGCAGCAAUUCUUGGAUAAGGAGGGCUAAAUUCUCCCACACAGUGUGUCACAGAUUGGACUACUCAAGUUCCAGGUUAGGCUCUUUCAGCAUUCAGCCAAGGGUUGAGCACAAAUCUGGUCUGAAAUCAAGGCCAGGAAAAACAGCUCCUGUAUCUCAGGCUUCACAGGUUCAGAAAAAUCCCAUAACAAACAAGCAGAGAGCUUUGUCCCCUUUGCCUGAAAGCUUUAUCUCUGAUACCUUUAAGGAAGCCAGGCAUGAACAGAAGAGGUUCUCAACACCAGGUCCACGGAGGAAAGAGCAAGAUAAGAGAAUCAUGGGAAAGUUACUGAACAAGGAUUCUCAAGUGUCCAAUUCUAAAUCCCCUUAUAACAGUCCAAUUAGCCACUUGGUAUCAAUGAAAUUAAGCGACAAGUCGAAGCAGCGUAAGGAAUCUGGAUGGACAAAGUAUUUUGACCAUGGUGGAGGAAAGGUUACUGCUGUGGAAACUGCUGAGGAAUGGAAUGUUGACCUCUCUAAGCUCUUUGUUGGUGUUAGGUUUGCUCAUGGGGCUCACAGUAGGCUUUACCAUGGCAUGUAUAAGGAUGACCCUGUUGCUGUGAAAAUUAUCAGGGUACCAGAUGAUGAUGAAACCGGAUCAUUGGCUGCUCGGUUAGAGAAACAAUUCAUUAGAGAAGUCACACUUUUAUCUCGUCUCCACCAUCAAAAUGUUAUAAAGUUCGUAGCAGCUUGCAGAGAGCCGCCUGUUUACUGUGUUGUCACAGAAUAUCUGUCAGAAGGUUCCUUGAGGGCAUAUUUACAUAAGUUGGAGAGAAAAACCAUUCCUUUACAGAAGCUGAUUGCUUUUUCUCUUGACAUUGCCCGUGGAAUGGAAUAUAUUCACUCUCAAGGUGUUAUUCACCGAGACCUUAAACCAGAGAAUAUCCUCAUUAAUGGGGACUUUCACCUUAAAAUUGCUGAUUUUGGCAUUGCUUGUGAGGAAGCAUACUGCGACUUGUUUGCUGAUGAUCCUGGUACCUAUCGUUGGAUGGCACCCGAGAUGAUCAAACGAAAAUCCUAUGGGAGAAAGGUUGAUGUAUAUAGUUUUGGGCUUAUCUUAUGGGAAAUGGUGACUGGAACGAUACCAUACGAGGAUAUGACCCCCAUCCAGGCUGCUUUUGCAGUGGUAAAUAAGAAUUUAAGGCCAGUUAUUCCUUCAAACUGUCAACCUGCUAUGCGAGCUUUAAUUGAACAAUGCUGGUCCUUGCAUCCGGACAAGAGGCCUGAGUUCUGGCAGGUUGUUAAGGUAUUAGAGCAAUUUGAAUCUUCGCUUGCUCGUGAUGGAACGCUGGUUCUGGUGCAAAACCCUUGUUGCCAAGAUCAUAAGAAAGGGCUUCUCCAUUGGAUUCAAAAGCUUGGUCCUAUGCAUCAUAAUAAUGGUCCUGUGCCUAAACCCAAAUUUACAUGAAUCUUCAAAGUGGCCUGGCUUUUGUAGUACACCAGGUUCAUUGUAAUUAAUAUUGAAUGGUUUGGAAAACCCAAAAGAAAAACCAAAGGUUUGUUUUUUGAGGUUCUCUGGGUGUAGUCAUCUUUAUAAUGUUAAUUGUGAGAGUGAAUUGAUUGGUAGGCCUGUACAUUGAGGUGAAAGCAUCUUUUAUUUUUACUGUUGUGUAUACCAACAAUUAUAAUUAAGUAAUUUCACUAGGUUAAGAGUAGUUUAUUUUUUGAGGGAUCGCAAUUUCCUGUUUAUUUGUAAGGUAUUGUAUUUUUAGUUUCUUUAUUGUCAUAGUUUUGAUUUUAUUUUGUGUCGUUUUUUUUAACUGAUGCAAUGAACCCUGCAUACCUGACCGGUGAGAGUUAGUUCAUAAUUGCAUAUUUUGCUUUCUUUGUAGUCCUGUUUUAUUCUUCCAUUACGAAAUUGAAGUACUAUCUUCAGAAGACUGCCUUAGACACAAUCAGAAUGGUGGAAUCAACUUUGGAUAUAAAAUUUGAUGACUAACACUUGACAGUUGAAUCAAUUAUUCAAUUUAUUAUAUGUUUAAAAACACUUUGAACGUAUAAAUUAUAAAUAGUAGCGUUAAAGUAAAUGUGAAUUUAUAAUCAUUCAAAUGUGAAACUAAAUUUGCAUUUAAUGAUACGAAUGACAUGGCUAGCUAGAUUCAAUUGAAGGGAAGACAUGAUGGUGGGUUAAAUAAUCAUACAAGAUAUUUGUUGAGACUCAAGGGUAUUAAAGUAAUUUAGAGGAUUUAUGCAGCUGAUAUGGAUUAACACUAACUGUUGAUUUUUCCUCCAUAUCUGAAUCUCUCAGUAUUCAGUAACUUACUGCACAGGUAGGUUUCGGCAUGCAUGUGACAUUAAAGUUGGUGUUAUGGGGUUUUGCUUUUGGGGGUUAUGCAACAUACUCUGCUUUCUACUAUUUGUGACUUUAACCAACUACUUGUGCAAUAUGUUAUUCUUUCAU
Abrus precatorius (Indian licorice) is the source of this 3083-nucleotide messenger RNA. RefSeq names its product serine/threonine-protein kinase HT1-like. NCBI's taxonomy places the organism in Eukaryota, Viridiplantae, Streptophyta, Magnoliopsida, Fabales, Fabaceae. The record is from RefSeq and is a predicted model, not a curated record. Gene Ontology annotation, molecular function: protein kinase activity; ATP binding. The transcript is spliced from 4 exons. Gene Ontology annotation, biological process: protein phosphorylation. The coding region runs from base 633 to 2090 and encodes 485 amino acids.